UAUGGCUUUCCGGCCAAACUGUGUGCGCAUUUUGUACCCAGAAUACUAUUCUACGGUUUCUUAACCGGAGGACAGUGAUGGGGAGACUCAGGAGUCUGGAAACAGAGCCCUUCCCGGAGGAGCCACACCUCUGCGUAUUCAUCAGAAACACGAAUAUAGAAAUAGCUUUGGGGGAAUUGUCGUGAGGACCAGUGGGCAUGCCUAGCACUUCAUAGACUGCUGCCACUCAUUCAUUUCAUAGCUAGCACUUCACAGACUGCUAUCACGCGUUCAUUUUCACUAGUAUCUAUUGAACACUGAGUUCCAGGCACUGGGCUGGACAUCGCGAUGGUAUAGUGAGCAAAAACUGACCCUUCCUGCCGUGGAGUUUGCUGGGGGAGGCACAUGUUACUCGAAGAAUCACACCAACCAUAGAAAAUGGCUCAGACAGAGGAGCAAAGAUGCAUCCCGCGGGAGCUGCCAGAAAUGCUGAAGAAGUUUGCCAGAGCCGCCAUCCUGGCGCAGCCGCAGGACCUCCUCCAGUUUGGGGUUGAUUAUUUUGAGGCCGUGUGCCGUGGAGAGAGUUCUCCGGUGAGAGAGCAGUCUGAGCAAGUCGGUUUGUGUAACUGGGCAGAAUUAACACCUGAGCUGUUAAAGACCCUGCAUUCUCAGGUUGCUGGCAGACUGAUCAUCCGUGCAGAUGAGCUGGCCCAGAUGUGGAAGGUGUUGAAGAUCCCAACAGAUCUGUUUAAUAGUGUGAUGAACGUGGGUCACUUCACAGAGGAGAUCGAGUGGCUGAAGUUUUUAGCCCUCGCUUCUAGCGCUCUGGGAGUUACCAUUACCAAAACUCUCAAGAUAGUGUGUGAGGUCUUAUCAUGUGACCAUGAGCCGCCCCGGAUACCUUUCAGCACGUUCCAAUUUCUUUACAUGUAUAUUGCCGAAGUGGAUGGGGAGAUCUCUGCAUCACACGUUAGCAGGAUGCUAAGCUACAUUGAACAGGAAAUAAUUGGUCCUGAUGGUAUCAUCACAGUGAAUGACUUUACCCAAAACCCUAGGGUUCGGCUGGAGUAAGAGCACAAUUUUGACAAUUUUAAAGGAAGAUACAGAGAUGAUUGUACUUCAGAAUGACUGAAACACAUAUACCCUCCAAAAUCAAUUUUCUUGUGUAACUGGUACACAUGAAUAAACAAUUAAACAAACAUGAAAUCAGA
Molecule: messenger RNA, 1190 nt
Organism: Saimiri boliviensis boliviensis (Bolivian squirrel monkey)
Lineage: Eukaryota; Metazoa; Chordata; Mammalia; Primates; Cebidae
Product: ropporin-1B
Biological process (GO): sperm capacitation
Cellular component (GO): cytoplasm; motile cilium
Source: RefSeq, a predicted model, not a curated record